This is a messenger RNA of Pteronotus mesoamericanus, 943 nucleotides long. RefSeq names its product nuclear transport factor 2 like export factor 1 (gene NXT1). The record is from RefSeq and is a predicted model, not a curated record. The transcript has 2 exons. Gene Ontology annotation, biological process: poly(A)+ mRNA export from nucleus. Bases 316 to 738 code for a protein of 140 amino acids. Gene Ontology annotation, cellular component: nuclear pore central transport channel. Lineage: Eukaryota; Metazoa; Chordata; Mammalia; Chiroptera; Mormoopidae.
UGGAACCAGCGCAGGGUAGUGUCAAGUUCCCGUGCUCACAGUUCCUGCCGCCCAGGCGGGGCCUCUUCUUGAGAGAAGGGGCGAAGGGAGAUUCUUCCGGUCUGUAGAAACGAGCCCGCCUGGCGAUCUUCAGGGGCGGGCUCUCUGUAGAGCUGUGACCCGCGUUCGGGUCGCCGGAGAAGGGCCAGUGCAACCCACAGUGACCGGGGUGACCGAGGUCGCCACCCACGCCAACCCCGGCCUUUGCCGGCGCAGUCCCGGCUCCCUCAGGUGCAGGAAGCACCUGGGAGGAGGCCUCCUUCAGCAUAGCCAGAGAUGGCAUCAGUGGACUUCAAGACCUACGUGGAUCAGGCCUGCAGGGCUGCUGAGGAGUUUGUCAACGUCUACUACACCACCAUGGAUAAGCGGAGGCGACUACUGUCCCGCCUGUACAUGGGCACAGCCACCCUAGUGUGGAAUGGAAAUGCUGUUUCAGGACAAGAGUCCUUGAGUGAGUUUUUUGAAAUGUUGCCUUCCAGUGAGUUCCAAAUUAAUGUCGUUGACUGCCAGCCUGUACAUGAUGAAGCCACCCCAAGCCAGACCACAGUCCUCGUUGUGAUCUGUGGAACAGUAAAGUUUGAAGGCAACAAACAACGGGACUUCAACCAGAACUUCCUUCUGACUGCCCAGGCUUCACCCAGCAAUACGGUAUGGAAGAUAGCAAGUGACUGCUUCCGAUUCCAGGACUGGGCCAGCUAGUAGAACUGGAGGGAAACACAGAUCUCAAAAUGUGGGUACACAAGUUCUUUUCUGUUGUAAGCUACACUGCCCAGGCUGAACUCUGCAUUUAUUUGAGUUCAAGGAGCCCCUUUCUGAGUAUACUUACUUGUCAUAGUUGCCUUUUCAUAGUAGUAAAAUUUUCUAUUUUUCUACUUGUCCAGUAGAGACCCUGGUUCUGGAAAUU